AGAAGGAUAUAACGGCCAUUAUGUCUUUGAUUUUGUGAGCACAUGUAAUCAAAGACUUUGUUGUCUUCUCAGUAUUUGGUUUUUACAUGCGUUUCCGGUAAGCUGAGGGAAUUUUUGUCCUUUUUGAGGCCACGGAGAAGCAGAUCUCACUCAAAAACAGAGAAAAUGGGAAAGAACAAGGGCCCAGACCCUCCCAACUUCCAGAAAUACGGCGUGCCGUUCUACUCGGCCGCUUGGGUGCCGUACAAGAGCAUCAAAUUCGACCAGAAGGAAGAUCGGGAACAAUCCACCGAUGAAGUUUCCGGAGGCCACAAAUCUUCGACGGCUCCGGAAUCCUCUGCCGCCCAGGACUACGUCGUUUUCGCCGGCGGCGGCGGCGAGGGGGGGAGUGGGAUCCCAAACGCCGUCGUUCUCUCCCGAUUCGAUUCCGCUUCCUACGCCCUCUCCGAUCAGCCUGUGGCUAAGCUUGGAACUGGCUCUCAUUUGCCUUAUAGAAUGGCGGUUCACCCGGGUGGUGAUGGCCUCGUUUGUUCAUUUCCUAAAAGUUGCAGAUGGUUUGAAUGGGAUGGAGAAAAGAGCGAGGAAGCUCAUGAAUUGGGUCUAAAGUCGUCUGAUAAAGUGCUCACCAAGUUGAAAGAUGUUGGACAGCAAUUAGCUUUGGCAUUUAAUAAUGAGGGUUCUGCACUUGCUGCUGGUGGUGAUGAUGGAAAUUUGAGGGUCUUCAUGUGGCCUAGCAUGGAAAUUAUUCUCAAUGAGGCCAGUGCUCAUACUACUGUUAAGGACUUAGAUUUCAGCCUUGAUGGGAAAUAUCUUGUCUCCUUGGGAAAUCGGGGCCCUGCUAGGGUUUGGGAUAUGACUUCCUCAACAGUUGUAGCUUCUCUUUCAAAGGAAAAUGAUGAGAUUUUUAGCUCCUGUAGAUUUUCUGAGAGCAAUGAUAAGAAUCAGGUUCUAUAUAUUGCUGCAGUGACAGAUAAAGGUGGAAGCAUUGUAACAUGGAAUACAAACACAUGGAAGAGGAUCAGAACGAAGCCUGUAGUUCGCGACACAAUUUCUGCCUUCAACGUUUCACCAGAUGGAAAGCUCCUUGCCUGUGGGACGACUCAAGGAGACAUUCUGAUUUUAAAUUCAACCAGUAUGCGGGUUCAGACAAUUGUUAGGAAAGCACACCUUGGCUUUGUAACUGCACUUGCAUUUUCAUAUGACUCAAGGGGUUUGGCUUCUGUAUCCCUGGACUCAAGUGCAAGGGUGACACUUAUUGAGGACAAGAAGAACACGGGAGGAUUGAGCUUAUGGGUGAUUGUGUUCAUCAUUUUACUUGCCAUUGCUGUAUAUUUUAUGAAGAAUGAAGGAAUCCUUAACUAGAGGUUGCAGUUUAUACUCUGAAUGUGAAAAUUGUACCAGUAGAACUGUCAAAAGCUUUUUAAAUUUGCAUAAGACAGCCUUGGAGCUUGUCAUAGUCUACUGUCCAGUGUCCACAUUAUUUUUAAUUUGAAUCUUGUUUUGAUAUUCUGUUCAAGCAAAAUUUGUUGUCUAAUUUUAAGCA
Messenger RNA from Alnus glutinosa, 1543 nucleotides. RefSeq names its product SEC12-like protein 2. Gene Ontology annotation, biological process: protein secretion. Gene Ontology annotation, molecular function: guanyl-nucleotide exchange factor activity; GTPase activator activity; protein binding. The transcript has 10 exons. Lineage: Eukaryota; Viridiplantae; Streptophyta; Magnoliopsida; Fagales; Betulaceae. Gene Ontology annotation, cellular component: endoplasmic reticulum membrane. The coding region runs from base 166 to 1362 and encodes 398 amino acids. The record is from RefSeq and is a predicted model, not a curated record.